Molecule: messenger RNA, 234 nt
Organism: Funneliformis caledonium
Lineage: Eukaryota; Fungi; Glomeromycota; Glomeromycetes; Glomerales; Glomeraceae
Source: the annotation of a GenBank genome assembly
AAGCCAUCGCUGAAAGUUCUAAUAUUGCACAACCUCCUGUUAUCAUUAUAGAAGUUGACCAAACAUUUGACACUACAAUAUUACCUCUUGAUAAGGGAAAAAAUAAAGAAACUGUCACAGUUAAUGAAAUCAUAACCAAUAACAAAAAAGAUAAAAUGAACGUAGACAGUCUAUCUGACGCAUCUGAAAAUACUAUCGAUAUUACUUUAGUAGCAUUUGCUACGCUACUUCUCA